CGUGUAUAUUUACCCAUGGCUUAUCCGGCGCCUUUGAUUCACCAUUCCCCUCGGAUGCUUAGCCUCCCAAGCUCCAAUUCCAAUUUUAUCAAUACUAAUUAUACCGGUAAAAAUAGUAGCAAUAAUAGUAGUAAUAAUAAUAAUCAUAAUCAGAAUAAUAUUAGUAAUUCCUGUUCUUCUUCGCCGUAUUGUUCCUGCUCUUCUUCUUCGUCGUCGUCGGCGGAUAAUCGGCAACAGAGUAAUUCGGAUUUCAUCGCUUUUUCCGGCACAAAGAAGAUCUGGAAACAUCAAGGCUUUAGAGCUCACGCUAUGAGUUCAACCCAGAGUAAUGUUGCAUCACCAAAGGGCAUUUAUAAUUUGAAAGAUGAGCCAGAUCAUCUGCUUGUCCUUGUUCAUGGGAUCUUGGCAAGCCCUAGUGACUGGACAUAUGUAGAAGCAGAGUUGAAGAAGCGGGUGGGAAGAAACUUUUUGAUAUACGCAAGUUCUUGUAACAGUUAUACCAAAACAUUCACUGGGAUUGAUGGAGCUGGCAAGAGAUUAGCAGAUGAAGUAAUGCAGGUUGUUAGAAAACAAGAAACCCUGAAAAAGAUAUCAUUCUUAGCCCAUUCGCUUGGUGGAUUGUUUGCAAGAUAUGCAAUUUCUGUCCUUUAUACGCCAAAUAACUCAGGUCAUCCCUAUGAUCUUUCUGCUUCUACAAAAGGAUUAAUUGCUGGGCUUGAACCUAUCAAUUUUAUUACCUUGGCUACACCGCAUCUCGGAGUGAGAGGGAAUAAACAGCUUCCAUUUCUUCUUGGAGUCCCCUUCUUGGAGAAGAUUGCUGCACCACUCGCCCCCAUUUUCAUUGGCCGAACUGGUAGUCAGCUCUUCCUUACUGAUGGCAAGCCCAACAAACCUCCUUUGCUGUUGCGAAUGGCAUCUGAUUGUGAGGAUGGGAAAUUUAUAUCUGCCCUUGGUGCUUUCAGAUGCCGUGUCCUCUAUGCUAAUGUUUCUUAUGACCAUAUGGUUGGUUGGCGUACAUCUUCAAUCAGAAGGGAGACAGAACUUGUGAAGCCCCCUCAGCGUUCGCUGGAUGGUUACCAACAUGUAGUAGAUGUUGAAUAUUGUCCACCUGUUUCGUCCAGCAGUCCCCAUUUUCCUCCAGAAGCUGCUAAAGCAAAAGAGGCAGCUCAAAAUGCACCGACCAUGCAGAAUACAUUGGAAUAUCAUGAAAUUGUGGAAGAGGAAAUGAUACGUGGACUACAACAAUUGGGGUGGAAGAAAGUUGAUGUCAGCUUUCACUCGGCAUUCUGGCCCUUCUUCGCUCAUAACAACAUUCAUGUGAAAAAUGAAUGGUUUCAUAAUGCUGGGGCUGGAGUCAUUGCUCAUGUUGCGGAUGCCAUAAAUCAACAAGAGAAGCAGCAAGAGUCUUGCGCCUAUAUUACUGCUAGCUUGUAGCUCUAAUUCUUGCAAAGGAACAACUUAUUCGACAAAUGUACAAUGAACCAUUCGAGCACUCCCUCGUGGAAAAGCUAUGUUGUACUUCAGAAAGAAAAAAACAAUAGAAUCAUGUUCUAUUGAAUUGGCCUAAUUCUUACUGCUGGAGCAGAUCUCCAUGAUGGUAUCUGCUCCUCCUCACUCCUGAUUCCAGAUUGCUAUCAGGUAUUGAUUAUGAUGGUGGCAUAUUGGAAGCCAGCACCACUUCCAAAUAUAAUCUGUUAUGGCAAUUUGUCAAUACAUCUUUUAGCAUCAGAAAAGCUUUACAUCGUUUAGCUGUAUUGGAUGCUUGAACUCGAAUUAUAGAAUUAGGCAUCAAAUGAGAAAGCUAUAGCCUUGAUCUUUUCGCAU
Coffea arabica (coffee) is the source of this 1824-nucleotide messenger RNA. RefSeq names its product putative lipase C4A8.10. The record is from RefSeq and is a predicted model, not a curated record. Gene Ontology annotation, biological process: lipid metabolic process. NCBI's taxonomy places the organism in Eukaryota, Viridiplantae, Streptophyta, Magnoliopsida, Gentianales, Rubiaceae.